Messenger RNA from Gadus macrocephalus (Pacific cod), 810 nucleotides. RefSeq names its product protein shisa-7-like. The coding region runs from base 1 to 810 and encodes 269 amino acids. The record is from RefSeq and is a predicted model, not a curated record. Gene Ontology annotation, biological process: regulation of short-term neuronal synaptic plasticity; regulation of AMPA receptor activity. Lineage: Eukaryota; Metazoa; Chordata; Actinopteri; Gadiformes; Gadidae. Gene Ontology annotation, cellular component: dendritic spine membrane; postsynaptic membrane; AMPA glutamate receptor complex. The transcript is spliced from 4 exons.
AUGGGGACCCCUCUAACCUGUGGGGGGGGGCUGUGCAGGGGCCACUGGGACCUGGGGGGCCGGGCCGCCGCCUCCGCCCGCUGCCCGGGGGCCUCUUGCUGCGGGACCUGCCACGCCCGCUACUGCUGCGGGGCGCGGCCGGACCGCCUGGACCAGGACGCCUGCCCCGACCCGCCCCCCCCCGCCCGGCGCGCACGGAGGGGGGGGAGGCCCCGGGGCCCCCCCAAGGAGGCCGAGGUGGAGGACGGAGGGGGGGGCGCCGAGACGCCCCCCAGGCCCCUCCCCCAGAUCAUGAUGCCGAGAAACAUGACGGCAGCCGACGCCCUCAAACCCCCGCUGGGCGCCGCCCAGGUGGCCCCGCCCCCGGGCCGGCAGGUGGACGUCGACGUCUGCAGGGGGUACUACGACGUGAUGGGUCAGUUCGACGUCACCUUCAACUGUUCCAAGGACACCUACCUGUACUGCUGCGGGACGUGCCACUACCGCUUCUGCUGCGAGCACCAGCGGGACCGGCUGGACCAGGACUCCUGCAACAACUACAAGUCUCCCAAGUGGGCGACCACGCAGACCGCCUCCACCCCGCCCACCGGCAACCGCCUUUCACCCGACUUCGAGACGCUGCAGCAGAACAGCAGCAGCACGGCCUAUGUGAUUGGAGGGGUGAUCUCCUUCACGCUGGUGGUUGCCGUAGGGAUCAGGAUCGCCUUCAGCAAGGUGUCGCGCCGAGCCCGCCAUCGAGACAUGCCCAGGUGUGUCUCUCUUCAUUUGCCUCCUCUCAGCGAGUGGGAUCGAGAGCUCCAGGUGGAUUAG